Messenger RNA from Tribolium castaneum (red flour beetle), 1525 nucleotides. RefSeq names its product WD repeat-containing protein 13. NCBI's taxonomy places the organism in Eukaryota, Metazoa, Arthropoda, Insecta, Coleoptera, Tenebrionidae. The record is from RefSeq and is a predicted model, not a curated record. The transcript is spliced from 9 exons. Gene Ontology annotation, molecular function: promoter-specific chromatin binding; protein binding. Gene Ontology annotation, cellular component: nucleus. Bases 100 to 1437 code for a protein of 445 amino acids.
ACCACCUCUAUAACGUAGCAUUUGACAUUUGGCAUAAACAUAACCUCACAAAAAAUAUAGUGUCAAAAAUUGAUUUUUGAAUUUUUAAGCACUUAGGCCAUGACAACAGCCCUCCAACAGCAAGCGUUCGCUUUGGACGCCCGGUACAAUGCCCACCGUGCCCCCGAGAGCCCCAAUUUCCGAACUUUAUACAUAAGACGGCGUAGCCAAUUACUAAGAGAAACUCAGCGAGAUCCAGAAAGGUGGAAACAAUAUUUACGUCUUCGUUCCAUGCUUUUACAACAGCGAUAUGGGUCGUCAGCUGUUGAAUCAUCUUCAUCUAAUUUAUCGAGAUCUAGUAGCAUGUCAACGGACCAACAUUCCACUGUUGUGACACCUAGGGGACACUUGGUGCCCACUAAACAAGCGGAGGCUUCAAGAGCAUUGGUUGGAGGGACUUCAAUUGCGGAAAAUUAUGCUUUUGUGGGGGUACAUCAUAUAUUUGACCAACACAGUGAAGCUGUUACAAUGGUAAAGUUUGCAAACAAUGAUAAAAGUACAAUUUGUUGCGCUUCUUUGGACUUUACUUUGUCCAUAUGUGAUGUUACAAGUGAACCUCCGACAGUGUCUGCGAUUUUGAGAGGGCAUAGCAAGGCUGUGACAGGUUUUGAUUGGUCGGCAAAUAAUGAUUUGAUUGUGAGCAGUUCUUUAGACGGAACUUGCAGAGUGUGGAAAGUGUCAGAUUUUAGUUGUUUGAGAAUCGUUCAAGAUUCAAACAACUCACAGUUUUUGUGCUGCAUGUUCCAGCCUAUUAAUAACAACUUGUUUGUUACUGGUAAUAGUAGAGGAGAACUAAAAAUUGCCAAUGUCUCGACUGGUAGAUUUAUGAAAAACACUUGUAAAAUUGGCGGAAACGUGUUAUGUUUAACCUCAGAUAAUAGUGGAAAAAUUUUUUGGGUUGGAAAUGACAAGGGAGAAAUUGUGUCAUUAUUUUGCGAACUGAACGGAGCUCUUUGUAAAACAAAGAAAAUUCUAUUGUCACCAAAUUGUUCAAUUACUAGUUUGAGUUACAGAGCUUGGAUAAGUAGAGAAGCUCGUGAUCCUUUACUACUUGUAAAUGCAACAAACAAUUCGUUUUGUUUGUUUAGUGUUUUAGAUGGUGAAGGGACUUUACAACUGAAAAAAAGCUUCCAAAACAGACAACAAAAACACAUUGUGAGAUCAACCUUCUGCCCAAUUAUGUCAUUUCGUCAAGGGGCGUGUGUUGUUACUGGAAGCGAGGAUGGAAGUGUUUAUUUUGUAGACGUUGAAAAAGUGGGAAAUAGGGCUGUUGUUAACACUUUGCAAGGACAUGCUAGUGCUGUCUUGGGCAUAAGUUUUAAUUAUGAUGAGUCAUUGUUGGCCACAAGUGAUCUUCAAGGACUUGUUAUUUUAUGGAAAAAAGGAAAUUUGCUAUAAUAUAAUUGGUAUUAUUUAUAACUUGUGAUAGAAACGUAUUGGUUGUGAUUUAUUUUUGUAAAUUGAGAAAUAAAGGUGGUGGCCUCUA